AUGAUGCUAUACAAAAUAGUCGUUCUGGGAGAGGGCGGUGUUGGAAAAACGUCUCUUACAAUACAAGCAUAUGACCCAACUAUAGAAGAUUCAUAUCGAAAGCAAGUGAUCAUUGAUGAACUACCUUGUGUCCUAGAAAUAUGGGACACUGCUGGACAAGAACAAUAUAUAGCUCUACGCGAUGGAUGGAUCAGGGAGGGUGAAGGUUUUCUACUUGUAUAUUCUAUAACUUCGAGAUCGACUUUUGAGCGAAUAGAACUAUUACAUGAUCAAAUUAGACGUGUAAAAGACAAUGUACCAGCUCCAGUUAUGCUUGUUGGUAAUAAGUGUGACAAAAUAACCGAGCGUGAAGUUUCAAGAGAAGAAGCCAUGAAUUUAGCAAGAAGGCUCAAGUGCGACUUUAUAGAGAGUUCUGCAAAAGCAAAUACUAAUGUGCACAAGGCAUUUUACGGUGUGGUUAGAAUGAUAAGACGGAAUAGGGAACAGAAUAGAGAAAUUUUAAAAAAAAGAAAGAAAACGAAGUGUAUAAUUUUAUGA
Dentiscutata erythropus is the source of this 537-nucleotide messenger RNA. Lineage: Eukaryota; Fungi; Glomeromycota; Glomeromycetes; Diversisporales; Gigasporaceae. The record is from the annotation of a GenBank genome assembly.